AUGUCUUUUUUGACCAAGAACAUUUGGCCCAAAGAUGGGAGGAACCGCUCUCAUGUUCCGGCCAUGCCGGUUUGGAUCGCAGGCGUCAGGAUUGCACAGCUUGUCCUCGCCAUUGCGACGUUGGGAAUAACAGUCUUUGGGCUCACCACUAUGCAGAAAGCCACGGGCUAUCGCAGGAUAACGUCCUUUAGCGGUACAGAGGGUUUCCCAUUUUCAUGGUUUGCUUUCGCCUGGACCUUCUCCUAUUUGACAUGGCUCGGCGUAGCCGUCAUGUUUAUUCCCGUCAUGUACAAUUGCUGGGUGCAUCUCGGCCUCGAGCUACUCACUGUCGUCUUCUGGUUGAUUACUAUGGCCCUGCUUGCCAGUCACGCAGAUGAUCUUGAUUCCCUCGAUGCCUUCAUCGUAACGUUCGGUCCCAAGUACGAAGUGUAUUAUAAGAUGAACGUUGAGCCGUUUGCCGAUGGCUUCGUCGCUGCUACGUUUGCCGGCACCGCUACUUCCGUCGUCAACCUUGUUCUCUUCGUAAUCACCAUCAGUGUCUUUGGCCGCGCUCUUCAUGCGUUACGCAAAGCAAAGUUGGAAAAGGCACCUAGCACCACCGACUCGCAAAAGACUAUCCAGGCCGAAGGGGAUAAGAUGGUCGCUUCUCCGCAAAUGACUUCCGCCGUCCCGACGUACAUUCAUUGGAACAACCAGUACCCGCCUCCUCAACAUCCCCACGCAUACGCCUACUACGGCCAGCCGUACGCACAAUCACCGCACUCGCAAACGAACCCAUCUCCGCCGAACUCUGUGCCACCCCAUAACUUCCAACCGGCGUACUUUCCCGGCAGCAAUUGGCCUCCGCAGCCACCUCAGCAACAGCCGCCCCCCGAAGGCGGUGUCUGGCCGGCCCAGAACUACGGCAUGUACCAGCAGCAGGUGCCCAUCGGGCCUCAGCACACGGGUCAGUCUGGCAGCAUGAUGGGGUCCCCUCAAUUCCCCAUGGUCCAACCAAUGCAGCCCAGCAAGGCGGAUCUACCAGGUGUUUACCCAACACCACCACCGGGAAGCGCAACUGUAGGACCCGGAUACCCGCCUCAGCAACCACCGCCUCUGCCAGCACCAGUGCCCGGCACCAUACACUCGCCUGUAGAGUUGAACGACGGACGUGGGGACGAAAAUAUGCCGGCAGAACUACCAAGCAACCCUCCAAGGUCACCCAGAUGA
Messenger RNA from Colletotrichum acutatum, 1209 nucleotides. RefSeq lists its product as uncharacterized. NCBI's taxonomy places the organism in Eukaryota, Fungi, Ascomycota, Sordariomycetes, Glomerellales, Glomerellaceae. Bases 1 to 1209 code for a protein of 402 amino acids. The record is from RefSeq and is a predicted model, not a curated record. The transcript is spliced from 6 exons.